AUGGCACCUACUCUGAGAGCGUUCGCCUCGGGUCAACACAACGGUCAUGCGACAGGCUUGAUCCGAGAAGAGGCAGAAGCGGGACCAUCUCAGCCCAACCCUUUUCAAGGACUGGCCGCUCAAAGGACUGCGUGCUACACAUGCGGAUACGUCGAGGCAGUCAGGCACACGACAUUCGAAGAACUCAACUUGACCGUACCUACGUAUCGCGCCUGCAACUUGAGAGACUGUUUAG
Molecule: messenger RNA, 235 nt
Organism: Ceraceosorus bombacis
Lineage: Eukaryota; Fungi; Basidiomycota; Exobasidiomycetes; Ceraceosorales; Ceraceosoraceae
Source: the annotation of a GenBank genome assembly